Molecule: messenger RNA, 4842 nt
Organism: Mastomys coucha (southern multimammate mouse)
Lineage: Eukaryota; Metazoa; Chordata; Mammalia; Rodentia; Muridae
Gene: Pfkfb3
Product: 6-phosphofructo-2-kinase/fructose-2,6-biphosphatase 3
Exons: 18
Coding region: 420-2222 (600 amino acids)
Biological process (GO): fructose metabolic process; fructose 2,6-bisphosphate metabolic process
Cellular component (GO): cytosol
Molecular function (GO): ATP binding; fructose-2,6-bisphosphate 2-phosphatase activity; 6-phosphofructo-2-kinase activity
Source: RefSeq, a predicted model, not a curated record
CGCAAAGAAUGCGGCCCGCCCCGAGGCUGACGCGCCGCGCUACCGGUCAGAUCUUAAAAGGCCGGGCAGUGCGUGUGGCAUCCCGACAGAACAGGAGAGGAGCAAGUGGCAGUGCUGGGUGUUGGGACUGUGGCUGUCACUGCGCUGGAGCAUCCCUGAGCUUCUGAACGGAGCCGACUAGUCAGCAGUGCGGCAGCCGCAACUCUACGCCGACCUCCUCUGUCUCGGGUCUCCGCUCAGGCAGUCCUCCGAGGCUCCGCACAAAGCACAUUUUCCAGAGCCGCGCAAGGGAGCGCCCAGCCGCGUGCAGGCGGACGCACCCUUCCUGUCCUUUGUUCUGGGGAGAUCUGCUGCUGCUCUUCUCCCCAAGUCGGAGUCUUUCCUCCAGGGGUGGCGGGUCGCCGACUACAGCUACGAAGAUGCCUUUGGAACUGACCCAGAGCCGGGUACAGAAGAUCUGGGUGCCCGUUGAUCACCGACCCUCGUUGCCCAGAUCCUGUGGGCCGAAGCUGACCAACUCCCCCACAGUGAUUGUGAUGGUAGGGCUCCCGGCCCGGGGUAAGACUUACAUCUCCAAGAAGCUGACCCGCUACCUCAACUGGAUAGGUGUUCCAACGAAAGUGUUCAAUGUGGGAGAGUACCGGCGUGAGGCUGUGAAGCAGUACAGCUCUUACAACUUCUUCCGCCCUGACAAUGAGGAAGCCAUGAGAGUCCGAAAACAGUGUGCCUUAGCUGCCUUGAGAGAUGUCAAAAGUUACCUGACAAAGGAAGGCGGACAGAUUGCAGUUUUUGAUGCCACCAAUACGACUAGAGAAAGGAGGCACAUGAUCCUUCAUUUUGCCAAAGAAAAUGACUUCAAGGUGUUUUUCAUUGAGUCGGUCUGUGAUGACCCUACUGUUGUGGCCUCCAACAUCAUGGAAGUUAAAAUCUCCAGCCCGGAUUACAAAGACUGCAAUUCGGCAGAAGCCAUGGACGACUUCAUGAAGAGAAUCAAUUGCUAUGAAGCCAGCUACCAGCCUCUUGACCCUGAUAAAUAUGACAGGGACUUGUCACUCAUCAAAGUGAUUGAUGUUGGCCGGAGGUUCUUGGUGAACAGAGUGCAGGACCACAUCCAGAGCCGGAUUGUAUACUACCUAAUGAACAUCCACGUGCAGCCCCGUACCAUCUAUCUGUGUCGGCAUGGCGAGAAUGAGUACAACUUGCAGGGCAAGAUUGGGGGUGACUCAGGCCUGUCUAGCAGAGGCAAGAAGUUCGCUAAUGCCCUGAGCAAGUUUGUGGAAGAACAGAAUCUGAAGGACCUCCGUGUGUGGACCAGCCAGCUGAAAAGUACCAUCCAGACCGCGGAGGCCCUGAGGCUCCCCUAUGAGCAGUGGAAAGCACUCAACGAGAUCGAUGCUGGUGUGUGUGAGGAACUAACCUAUGAGGAGAUCAGAGACACCUACCCUGAGGAGUACGCACUGCGUGAACAGGACAAAUACUACUACCGCUAUCCCACGGGCGAGUCCUACCAGGAUCUUGUCCAGCGUCUGGAGCCUGUGAUCAUGGAAUUAGAACGCCAAGAGAAUGUACUGGUCAUCUGUCACCAGGCUGUCCUACGCUGCCUACUAGCCUACUUCCUUGACAAGAGUGCAGAGGAGAUGCCGUACCUGAAAUGUCCCCUCCACACUGUCCUGAAACUGACACCCGUGGCGUAUGGGUGCCGUGUGGAGUCCAUUUACUUGAAUGUAGAAUCAGUGAGCACACACCGGGAGAGGUCAGAGGCUGUCAAAAUACAACACUUUGCCAGUGUAGUCAGACCUUCCUCUUACACCGAACUUGACUUUCUGUCUGUGGAGUCCGCAAAGCAGGAUGCAAAGAAGGGACCUAACCCGCUCAUGAGACGCAAUAGUGUCACCCCACUAGCCAGCCCCGAGCCCACCAAAAAGCCUCGCAUCAACAGCUUUGAGGAGCAUGUGGCUUCCACUUCUGCUGCCCUGCCAAGCUGCCUGCCCCCGGAAGUGCCCACGCAGCUGCCCGGACAACCUUUGCUAGGGAAAGCCUGUCUGAUUAGAUUUCUGAAGGAUUUUUGGGAGAGAUGCUUGCUGACCAGUGGUCAUAUUCAAGAACAUGAAGAACCCCCGGAGUGGUGUCGACUCUUCCCAGAAGCACUAAAGCCGAAAUGUGGGUUCCAUUCCAUUUCCACAGCCUGCCUUGUGUCCGCUCAUCUACCUGUGGCCAAGUGAUCCCAAGGACUUCUGGACUGGGGGAUAAUGGAGGUCUGCAGGUUGAAGAGUAGCAGCCCCUCCCCCCGCUGAGAUGUUGGGGUGGCAAAGACAACUAGGAAGUUGCACAGACCCCAGCUUGCUGUGACAGAGCAGCAGCCCUCCCUAUGCCCUUCGACUUCCAGGGCUGUCUGACCCUUCCAAAGCUUGGGAGGACGGUAGUACUGGAGGAGGUGAGCUUAGUUCCCUACGUGGGCCUGGACACCCCCCUGCUGUUUUAUUUUACUUCUUUGGAUCCUGGUCUGGCAUGUUGAUAGUUGGAAGAUAAGAGUGGCAGAGUCCUGAGAUUCAGAGUUAGACCCCACUUGCUGGAGGCUCAGGGACGAUCACACAUUCUCAUGUGGCUUUAUGCAUCUUGGCCUAGUAAGAGGCCUCAGAGACAAGGGACUUGGGCACAUGCUGCAUUGGGUAUGGGGGAUUCUCCUUCUGAGGAGUCCUUAAACUGAGGCCUGCUGGUCAGCUGAGCAACGACAUGUCCUGGCUCCUUCACAUGUCCAAAUGCCUUCUGAGUUCCAAGUUAAGGGACAGACUGGUUGUGUCAGUGGAAGGAAGGAUUUUGCCAAAAAAAAAAAAAAAAAAAAAAAAAAGACCUGGGCCCCCUCUUCCCAGGGGUCCUCAGGCCUUCUGUUCUUCACCUUGGGCCAGGAGGCACCUGAGUAGAUUCUGUGGCUGGCUCUUUGUUUGCACUUUUCCUUCCUUCCUUCCUUCCUUCCUUCCUUCCUUCCUUCCCUCCUUCCUUCCUUCCUCUCUCCCUCCCUCCCUCCCUCCUUCCUUCUCUCCUUCCUUCCAUCCGUCCCCACACCUCACUUCAAGAACCUAGGGUACUGACCCUUGGAGGCUAGCAGCUGUUGAAUGGAAGAAGUUGGGGUGUCUUCGAGAUGGAGAGUCUCAGAGCCUUCAGCUUCACUCACAUUGUUGAAGAAGGGACGGUGGCCCAAGUAAGGCUCAUUUCAGGCUGCCUGCUCACAGAGCUGUCCACAUAUUUUGGCCAAGUGUCUGUCGCUGUAUGUCUCAUACCACCAUGCUGGGCAUCUUAAGGAGUUCCCAGGAGUAGAAAAGCGUCCUUGUCAGCUUUAUAGUGUUGGCGACAUUUUUGCAUGGGUUGAAAGUAGUGCUGAUGUCUUCGUCUCUGUCUGCCUAUUUCUCCCCUUUGUGCACCCAAGUUCUGGGGGGAGGGCAGGAUGUCCCAAGCCUGGAAGAAACCAAUCGGAAACUUGGCACUGUUAGCCCAAAUGACCCUGCCCAGCUGGGGCCAAAGGCCACACUUUACGUUCUGCUUCCUUCCUGUGAGUCCUAGGGAUCCUAUCUUCCCCACCUCAGGGGACAACAGAUCCUGGGGUGACACAGGGCAUGCUUCAGACACUUUACAGGCACUUUGUGUUUUCACAGCUAACCACUCUAGCAUUCGGCCCAGCCCACUACCCUUUAAAUCUGUGGUUCACCAGGACACACUUGCACACACACUUGCACACACACACACACACACACACACACACACUUGCACACGCACACACACACACACACACACACACUUGCACACGCACACACGCACAUACGCACACAUCUCCAUCUGAAGACUUGGACUAUGUCUCUCUUUGGCUUGAGUCUUGACAAGGAUACAUGCAGUGCAGACUUGGGCUGAAGUGUGUGCAGCUGAUACUUUUGGACCUGGUAGCCUGCAGCAUUGCUUUUGGGGGUGGGGUCGGGUGGAGUGGGGAGCAGGAUUGGAACUGUAUAGCCCAAACUAGCCUCAAACUCACGGCCGUGCUCCUGUCUCAGCCUCCCAAAUAUUAGCUGUUCGGGUUAUAAGCAUGAGCCACUACCACUCUUGGUAACUGUGGCUUUGACCUGAAGGUGGUUUCUUCGAUGCCUCCUCCUGGCCACAUCCAUUUUAUAGUUACAGAACCAGCUUUUACAACAUAGAGACUCAAGGCUGAGACAGGGAGGGAUGGUCACGUGUGACCAGCUUAAGUCAGUACAUCAAGAGAAACCUUUGCCCAAGGUGAUUUCACAUUCUGCGAACAUCUCUGAAUAAGAUCAGGUCCAGGAGAUCUUGAUGCGGGUGGAACAUGGCUUCAUUCUUCAGAAGCCAAUGACUUGGUGGAUGGGAUGGGUAGCAUCCAUGGAACUUCCACUCUCCCACCCCAAACAACAAAAUAAAUGGGGACCAAUGUUUUUUAACUUUGCAUAUUUGUUUUUGGGGUAAAUUUCUCCCCUUUCCUUCAACAACGGGCACUACCCUUGAUUUAUGGGGAGAAGAAAAACUGUUGGAACCACACCAAUGAUAUUUUCAUUUGUAAUACUUGAAAUUUAUUUUUUUAUUAUUUUGAUAGCAGAUGUGCUAUUUAUUUAUUUAAUAUGUAUAAGGAAGCCUAAAACUAGAACGCUGUAUAGAUCGGGUUUAAUUGUUCAUUGGUUUGGGGCCUUUCAAUGUGACUGAUGACUUCUUCAUGUUCUGUGUAAUUGUCUCUGUCAAUGACCUGGGAGGAAGCCAUGCAAGCUUUUAAACAGGACAUGCCUUUCAGACAUUUGUAUAUUUUGCAGUUGCAAGAACAAUAAAAACCUGGUUGAGAUACACUGG